This is a messenger RNA of Ambispora gerdemannii, 123 nucleotides long. The record is from the annotation of a GenBank genome assembly. NCBI's taxonomy places the organism in Eukaryota, Fungi, Glomeromycota, Glomeromycetes, Archaeosporales, Ambisporaceae.
AUGGAAUUUGAUCGCGUUUACAAGUCGAGCAUGCUUGACGCUCUUCUUUGCAAACAAGAAACGGUACCCAAAACAACGGCCAAAAGCAAAAAAGGGCCAAGAUACAAAAACACCAAGCAGUAG